This is a messenger RNA of Closterium sp. Naga37s-1, 606 nucleotides long. NCBI's taxonomy places the organism in Eukaryota, Viridiplantae, Streptophyta, Zygnematophyceae, Desmidiales, Closteriaceae. The record is from the annotation of a GenBank genome assembly.
AUGGGCGACUUUACGGAUGUGGCAGGGGGGGACGUGCGCCUCAUGCUCGCCUGGAACCGACUCAUCCGCUCCCUCCGCAUUCUUGCCUCCUGCCUGCUUCCCAUGUUCGACUGCAUUCAUCUCUUUGGAUGCAGUGCCACUCACUCACUGCCAGGUGCCACUCACUCACUGCCAGGUGCCACUCACUCACUGCCAGGUGCCACUCACUCACUGCCAGGUGCCACUCACUCACUGCCAGGUGCCACUCACUCACUGCCAGGUGCCACUCACUUACUGCCAGGUGCCACUCACUCACUGCCAGGUGCCACCCACUCGCUGCCAGGUGCCACUCACUCGCUGCCACGUGCCACUCACUUACUGCCAGGUGCCACUCACUCACUGCCAGGUGCCACUCACUCGCUGCCAGGUGCCACUCACUCGCUGCCAGGUGCCACUCACUCGCUGCCAGGUGCCACUCACUCGCUGCCAGGUGCCACUCACUCGCUGCCAGGUGCCACUCACUCGCUGCCAGGUGCCACUCACUCACUGCCAGGUGCCACUCACUCACUGCCAGGUGCCACUCACUCGCUGCCUCGUAGACAACAAGCAACUACCAAAUGCGACUAG